AUGUUGCAGGCUAUCAAAUAUAAUCAGGGUCACCUGGAGAUCUUGGAUCAACUGCAAUUGCCAUUUGUGGAGAAGUAUAUUCUCAUUCAGACCGCAGAAGAUGGAUGGCACGCCAUUAAGGACAUGAAAGUACGCGGUGCUCCUGCCAUUGCCAUUGUUGCAAUGCUAGCGCUCGCCUCGGAACUACAUUCACUCCAGUCUGCAGGCCAGCUUCCAGAAGCACUUACAGAGACAAGAGAGCUAAUUUUGAAAAAACUCGACUACUUGGUGACUAGCAGACCCACUGCUGUCAACCUGAGUGAUGCAGCUCGCAAGCUAGAAGCUUUGCUGACAUCUCAGGCUGCGCUUCCAGGGGUUACCAGUCAGAAUCUGGUGACAACAUUCAUCGACGCCGCGGAGAACAUGCUAGGCAAGGAUCUGGAGGAUAACCAGCGCAUUGGACACAAUGGGGCUGAAUGGAUCUUGGCCCAUGCCACUCAAUCUGGAGCCCCAAAUGUAUCUGUCUUGACGCAUUGCAACACCGGUUCUCUCGCAACUUCGGGCUACGGUACAGCGUUAGGGGUAAUUCGCUCCUUGGAAUCUAAAAAGGUUCUACGGCAUGCGUAUUGCACAGAAACGAGACCCUACAACCAAGGUUCUCGCCUGACGGCCUUUGAGCUUGUUCAUGAUAAUAUUCCUGCCACACUGAUCACAGAUUCAAUGGCGGCAGCGUUACUUGCAGAUCCUAGCGUGGGUGUGAAUGCUAUCGUUGUGGGAGCAGACAGAGUAGCAGCAAAUGGAGAUACAGCAAACAAGAUUGGCACAUACGGUCUUGCUGUCCUAGCAAGGCAUCAUGGUGUCAAAUUUCUUGUGGCUGCACCGCUUACCACGAUCGACUUGGCUACCAAAUCAGGAAGCGAUAUUGUCAUUGAGCAACGCUCGGCAUCUGAAGUAACCCAGAUCAAGGGACCACGAGAAGGGGUUGAUUCGGGUAGCGUGACGCUGGAAACCAUUCGCAUUGCUGCGCCGGGUAUCAAUGUUUGGAACCCCGCAUUCGACAUCACUCCCGCAGCUCUGAUAGAUGGAAUCAUUACUGAGGUCGGCGUGGUGGAGAAGGAUGCUACUGGCCAGUUCCAUAUGACCGUUCUAUUUAAUGACUUGACUCCCCGAGCUUAG
Molecule: messenger RNA, 1155 nt
Organism: Penicillium taxi
Lineage: Eukaryota; Fungi; Ascomycota; Eurotiomycetes; Eurotiales; Aspergillaceae
Product: S-methyl-5-thioribose-1-phosphate isomerase
Exons: 2
Coding region: 1-1155 (384 amino acids)
Molecular function (GO): S-methyl-5-thioribose-1-phosphate isomerase activity
Source: RefSeq, a predicted model, not a curated record